Molecule: messenger RNA, 575 nt
Organism: Cucurbita pepo subsp. pepo (vegetable marrow)
Lineage: Eukaryota; Viridiplantae; Streptophyta; Magnoliopsida; Cucurbitales; Cucurbitaceae
Source: RefSeq, a predicted model, not a curated record
GCAAGUUUGGUUUUCUUCCUUGUUAUACACAGUGGGUUAGUCAUCUCAAUCACCGAGGAAAUAUCUGUGGUGUUGAUUUUAUUUGGCUUCGUAAUCCUAAUAUGUCCAGAAAACCGUUGAAGACAAGUUUUGCAGAAGCUGUUUUUGGUAUAAUUAAGAAUCAGCUCGGAAAAGUUUCAGUGUCUGAAAAGGAUGAAACAAAUGAUGAUUUAAUUAGAUACUCAACUUUGUGUGAAGCACUUCGCCAGGUAAAUUUGAUUGAUCUCCCUUAUGGGUUGAGUUUUCAAGAAACAAAGAAUCUAUGGACACAAGCCGCCAUUGAUGGAAAUGGUGUAGCCAGUUAUGAACAAUUUCUGCAGAGGCUAAGGAGUUUUGCAUGUUCCGAACAGACAGAGGAAAAUGUGAAUGGGAGAACUGAUGCAUGCAACGAAGAAGAAGUUGUAGGCUUCAAAGUGAAGCAUGCUGUUUUAUUUCCCCGGGAAGUCGAGAUAGGGACGUGGCCCGACGGUUAUUCCCUCUCCGAUCACGCCCGACUUCGAGUCGAGUUUUCACCAGUAAUGCUGCAGUGUUCUUAG